CAAGUUGGCAUGUGGUUAAGCGAGUUCUCCAGAGGCUGAUGUUCUCUACAGGGAGCAACAGACCGGCGCUGGGCAAAGGUCGAUCGGCGUCUCCCCUGCACCUGACUGCGGCUGUACGUCAGCUCGUUCCCAGAGUUAUUCCAGAAAAUAGGAGAUAAGCUUCCAAGAGAACUCCAUUCAGAGCAACAGUGUUGCAGUCAUGGAUGUUAAAGCUGAGAGCAUCUCUAUCCAUGAGGCAUCGGCAGACUUCAAGAACUUGAAGACUCACUCCCCCCUCGUCAACGGAGGAGCCUCCACAGCCGAGCUCUGUGAAACAUCUGAGCUGGAGGAAGCCGCUGAAGGACCUUCACUGGAAGAGCCCAAGGCAGUUCCCUUGUUGAGGGCGAACGUACCGGCCCCGCUGGCCCCGGCGGACCAGCUAUGGAGCACGAGCAGAGACAAGGCAGUCAGGCUGAGGAUGGAGGGCUCAGGUCCGGCCUCAGAGACGCCCAUGACGGUGCACCAGCUGUUCCUGGAGACGGUGGGAACGCACGGGGAUCAUCCAGCAUUGGUCUCCAAAGAAGGGGGCCAGUGGGUGACGCUGACCUGGAGGCAGUACUACGAGCAGUGCCGGGCAGCCGCCAAAAGCUUCCUCAAGUUGGGGCUGGAGCGUUACCACGGUGUCGGGAUCCUGGGAUUCAACUCCCCCGAAUGGUUCAUCUCAGACGUCGGCUGCAUCUUUGCCGGGGGUCUGGCAACUGGAAUUUACACCACCAACUCGCCCGAAGCUUGUCAGUAUGUGGCGGCCAACAGUGAGGCCAACGUCCUGGUGGUGGAGAACCAGAAACAGCUGGACAAAGUCCUGCAGGUGAAAGAUCAUCUACCUCACCUGAAAGCCAUUGUCCAGUAUAAAGGUGAACUGCAGCAGAAGGAACCAUUCCUGUACACGUGGGCGGAGUUCAUGAAGCUGGGAGAGGAAGUGCCCGACGAGCAGCUGAAUGCCGUGAUUGACAGUCUCCGUGCCAACGAGUGCUGUACUCUUAUAUUUACCUCUGGAACCACUGGCAACCCCAAAGGAUGCAUGUUGAGCCACGACAACCUGACGUGGACGGUCCACAGGGCGGCUUCAAUGCUCACCUUGAAGCCCGCUGAGGACGUGAUGGUCAGCUACCUGCCGCUCAGCCAUGUGGCGGCCCAGCUGGUCGACAUGUGGAUCGGUGUUUAUUUUGCCAUGACCACCUACUUUGCAGAGCCAGACGCCCUGAAGGGCUCGUUGGUGAACACGCUGAAAGAGGCUCGUCCGACUUGUUUCGUGGGGGUUCCUCGGGUGUGGGAGAAGAUGCAGGAGAAGAUGCAAGCUGUCGGUGCAAAGUCCUCUUCAACGAGGAGGAGAGUGGCGGGCUGGGCCAAGUCUAUUGGGCUCCGAUACAACUACAGUGUCAUGAGCGGGAAGAAACAGGUGCCCUGGGGUUUCACGUUGGCCAAUAAUCUGGUCUUUAAGAAGGUCCGUGUUGCGCUGGGCUUAGAUCGCUGCAAGUUGUGCUUCACAGGCGCCGCCCCCAUCACCAAAGACACAAUGGACUUCUUCAUGAGCCUGAACAUCCCUUUGCUGGAGCUGUACGGCAUGAGUGAAAGCUCCUGCCCACACACCAUCUCCACCGACACCCAUUACAAAAUCACAAGCUGUGGAAAAGUGAUGCCAGGCUGCAAGACGAAGCUGGAGAACCCGGAUGAGGACGGGAGUGGAGAGAUAUGUAUGUGGGGCCGGCACGUCUUCAUGGGCUACCUGGACAUGCCGGAAUUAACAGCCCAGGCCAUCGACCAGGACGGCUGGCUGCACUCUGGAGAUGUGGGACGACACGACCAGAACGACUUCCUGUUCAUCACAGGAAGGAUCAAGGAGCUGAUCAUCACUGCAGGAGGAGAGAACGUCCCCCCCGUGCCCAUCGAGGACUCGCUGAAGUCCGAGCUGCCCAUCGUCAGCAACGCCAUGUUGGUCGGAGACAAGCUGAAGUUCCUCUCCAUGCUCCUCACGCUCAAAUGCGUGGUGGACGACGCGGGGGAGCCCACGGACCAGCUGAGUCCCGAGGCGCUGGCCUUCUGCCGGCAGCACGACGUCACGGCCACCAAGGUGUCCGAGAUCAUCGCCAGCAAGGAGCCGGCGGUCUACACGGCCAUUCAGGAAGGCGUGGAGCGCGCCAACGCCAGAGCGACGUCCAACGCCCAGAAGAUCCAAAAGUGGGUGAUUCUGGAGCGAGACUUCUCCAUCGGUGGGGGCGAACUGGGACCGACCAUGAAACUGAGGAGGCCCAUUGUGGUGAAGAUGUACCAGGAGAAAAUAAAUGAACUGUAUGCAGUGAACACGGCAGCACAGUAGAUUCUACAUCGCAGAGACGAGACAAUACUCACGUUGUGCCCAGACGUCACCUUGAGAAAUGUAUGAAAUCUAUUUUCACCUGAAUGUUAAAACUGCAAAAAAGGUUUGAAUUAUGUUGUAUUUAAGAGAAUGUAUGCUUGUACUUUGUUGUUUGUUUCAAGUCAGUAUUUAAACCGUUGAAUGUACAUUUUAAUCAAGUACGUUUUUUUCUCCCUUAUCCCAAAAUCAAAAAUGUACCUCAGAAGGUUUCACGUUCUGUACAGAUACAACGUCCUCUGUCCCUGGACCCGUACAUGGAGACGGGGAAAAUCUCCCUUCCAAUAAAAACCGUAACAGAAAGCAACAGAGAGCGGAUCCCAUUCCAAGGAUGGACAGAAGAGCCUGCAAGAGGAAUCCCUCGGGUCCUGGUCAGCACACCAGUACAUAUUUUUGAAGCAGAAAUACCUUUUUAAAGAUGUUACAGCAUUCCUCAAGAGAUGUUAUUUGAGAUUGGGUGGAGGUUGACUUUGUAAUAAUUGAGCUCAAUCACAAGGACACAUUCGUUGCUGUACAGUUGCUGUAAUUAAAGAGCCCGUUUUGGACGUGCUGUAGAUGUGAUGCUGCCAUCGUGUGGAUGAAAUUGUGCACUAAGUGGUCCCCAGUGACAGAAGACCAACACCAACAUAAAUAAAUGCUGACAGCCAGACGGAUUAAACAGUUUGAAGAAAGA
Molecule: messenger RNA, 3065 nt
Organism: Gasterosteus aculeatus aculeatus (three-spined stickleback)
Lineage: Eukaryota; Metazoa; Chordata; Actinopteri; Perciformes; Gasterosteidae
Product: long-chain-fatty-acid--CoA ligase ACSBG2
Cellular component (GO): membrane; endoplasmic reticulum
Molecular function (GO): long-chain fatty acid-CoA ligase activity
Source: RefSeq, a predicted model, not a curated record